AUGUUACUGAAUAUACAAGACGGGAAUGUGCUAAUUCAUGUAUCAUACCCGUUAGUUUAUCCAGUGAUAUCAUCUACAGAAGCUCCCAUCGAAAGUCCCGUAAUGUUUCAGAUUCCCCAAUUAAAAGUUGAUAAACCUAAAGAAUUUCUUUUCCAACCCGACUUCGCUGGUGGUGUUCAUGGAUAUACUGUCAGAAUACGACUAGUCGUUGAAGUCCAGAACCCACCCAAGCCAGUAUUGCUGAUGUUUUUCAUGGGUACACCAUCAGCAACGAUUCACACGGAAUAUAAAGAAUUUUGGCCGCUCUCGGCUUUCGUGGGUAUACUGUUUGGUGGAUGUAGUUCAGAAGUGUCAUCACCAAUACUAUAUUCACGAUUGCUAUCUGCAGCCUAUCCUCAAAUGCUGCUAUGUCUCGCUUUAUCGAUGUAAUCGAAACCCUCACGAGUCAAUUCUGCUGAUGUUUUCCAUGGAUGUACCGUCAGGCUGUUUCAGAAUGAACGGCGAUAUUCAUUUAUCCCUGUGCGCUCACCAUUUCACUUUUUAUUAAGCUUUGUAGUAGAUAGUUCUUAA
This is a messenger RNA of Thelazia callipaeda (thelaziosis nematode), 570 nucleotides long. The record is from the annotation of a GenBank genome assembly. NCBI's taxonomy places the organism in Eukaryota, Metazoa, Nematoda, Chromadorea, Rhabditida, Thelaziidae.